Saccostrea cuccullata (small rock oyster) is the source of this 2358-nucleotide messenger RNA. RefSeq lists its product as uncharacterized. The record is from RefSeq and is a predicted model, not a curated record. NCBI's taxonomy places the organism in Eukaryota, Metazoa, Mollusca, Bivalvia, Ostreida, Ostreidae. The transcript is spliced from 2 exons. Bases 17 to 2107 code for a protein of 696 amino acids.
CAAUUUCACAAGGAAAAUGGCGUCCAAUACCUCGAACAGUGAGAGAAGUUAUCAGCACUUUUCAGUGUCUGUUUAUUGGGCUCUGCAUAAAAUAGUGGGAUCUCCACACCAGGUGGCGAUGAGGAGAGAUCUCCUGGAUAUUGUCAAUAUAUUGGACAAUCAUACCAGGGCUAUUGUUGUGUCAUCUUGCAUAAGUGGAAGCAGCGGCGAAGGAUUCAGGCUUAACGAUUCCGAUGUGGAUAUCAUAAAUUGGCCAAAUAAUCAUCGAGUGAUUUGGGAUUUAUCUCAGGUCCAGUAUUACAAUGUACGAAAAUGUGGGCUAAUUGUUGCAGACAGUUCUGAUAGCCCACCAGGCUACACUUUACUCUGCUUACCAAAACUUAAUACAUGGUUAUCAAAUAAUAUUUUAUUCUCUUGUAUCAGAAUGAAUGAUAGAUAUUAUGUAUCUAGUUGUUUACACAAAGAGUAUAUGUCUUCUUUAGUGUUAUCUGAUUCUGUAAUACAUGGACCAUGCAAUCUUCAUGUUUCCAGGCAUUUUGAUUUUGAUCAUGCCAACUGUUUUGCUUGUGACUUUUGGUCUCCAUCUGCCUCUACAUGGAUAGACAGAUGUCACAGUCACUCGUGGCCAAAACCUCGUGUUGUUCAUGACAUCAUCACUAGUGGAUGCCAUGUUGUAGCAGUAGGACACCGUCUAGGAAAUCAUCAAGACAAUGAAUGGAGGAUAUCCUUUUCGAAGGCAGAAAAAAGGCUCGUCCAUACCAUGAACCAUUGCCAAUUUUUAAGUUAUGGCUUGCUGAAACUAUUUUUAAAUGAAGUCAUAAACUUCGAAUCAAAUGAUGAAAGUAAAUUAUUGUGUUCCUAUCACGUGAAGACAGCUAUUUUCUGGAUGCUACAAGAAAACAUUAUGUCGCAAUGGAACCCACAAAAUCUCCUGGAGUGUUUCUGGGUUUGCUUUAAGCUCAUUCUGAAGUGGGUGUAUGAGGGAGUGUGUCCAAAUUUUUUUAUUCCAGAAAGCAACAUGUUUUUGACUAAAAUCUAUGGACAUUCACAAGUAAUGUUAUUGACACAGUUGUUUACAUUAUAUGAAAAUGGUCUAUCCUGCCUGCUACUGAGUCCAUCCAUAAGGUCCUUUAUCGUAAAAAUAAAUCAUAUUUCCACUCUCUUGCACGGUAUAGAUGAAAGCUUUUUGAUCUCUGAAGCUGACUUUGAUAAAGAACUAUUCCAAGAGAUAGAAAAAAAUGAUCCCUCAUCACUUCAUAAUGAUUUUGGCGGUCACAGACGGGUCUUGUACCAGAUAGAAAAAAUGAUGAGUUUCCCCCUCUCAGAGUACCACCUUGUCAUGCUACAAAAAUAUGCAUCAGAAAUCCUUCAGCGAACCGCAUUCUUGGUAUAUAUGUUUACGAGCUACAAAAUCCAUACUGAAGUUAACAAAAACAAAGCAAUAUACAUCUCUGAUAAGAUUUCCUGUCGCAUGCUGAAAUUAGCUUCCAAGUUAGGAAGUAUUUCUGCCAAAUUGUACCUUGCCAUGUAUUACUACCAAACAUGCAGAUACAGUAAAGCAUUAUCUAUCAUAAAGAUGGCAAAUCUCAAAGUAUCAAAGCCGUUUCCCGUGCACAUGUUUAACAUUGACCCAGAUAGUUAUAUGGAGGCUGUAGGCGGAAGGUCAUUAUCUACAAAAUUUAGGAAAGUUGUAGCAAACAAAGUCCAACUUCUCAUUGAUACAGCUUAUAUCAAUGAGUUAGUAGUUGAACAGCUGUCUGCUUUACAGAAUGGAGAGGAACGAAUAUUUAUCCCACCUCUCGUCCUGUCUCUUAUGUUAGAGCUCCUUUGUAACAGACACCUUGACACUGUACGUGCCCAAAAAGCUCUAAAUGAUCUACGGGCCCUAGUUCACGAUGACCAGGGGACACAUAUACCCCCAGUACUCAGAGACAUAUCAUGGCAGAUCCUAGGAAUUUGUCAACAGAUCACAGAACAUCUUCAGGAUGCUCUAUAUUCCUACCAGCAAUCGCUCAAACAACUUCCAGUGAGUAACAUAACAAAUGCUACACUAAUACGAAUUAUAAUUUUGAUCUACAGACUUUUAUUUCCGGAUAAGUGUAGUUAAGAAGUUUUCGACACUGUAUCAUGAUAGAACAUAGCUGGGAUUCUGUCAACAGCUUACAAGGGACCUCUAGGCUGCUCCAACUAUCUAUUACGACAAUGUCCAUUUUAUAAAUUACGAACUGCAACAUUAAAGAGAAUAAACAGAAUUAUAUUGUAGAUAUUUUAAAUUGUUCCUGUGACUUAAAUGUCAUAAAUGUAUUUUGUUUUAACUUAUUGAUAUGUUUGAUGUAAUGAAUACAUAUUUUUGUUUUU